AUGACUCAAAUUUCAGAAUUUAUCCUCUUGGGUUUUGGAGAUCUCCAUGGACUUCAAUUCUUUCUUUUUGGGCUAUUUCUGACCAUCUAUAUUUUGACUCUCAUGGGCAAUAUUGUAAUUCUAACCGUGGUAUUAGCUGAUAAUUCCCUCCACACACCCAUGUAUUUCUUUCUUGGUCACUUCUCCUUCCUAGAAAUUGGCUACACCACUACCAUUGAGCCUAUGAUGCUAAGGACACUGCUCUCAGCUCAUGAGCCCAUUUCCAUCUUAGCCUGUGCUUGUCAGUUUUACUUUUUUGCUGCCAUGGUGGCUACAGAAUGUUUUUUCUUGGCUGUAAUGUCUUAUGAUCGCUAUAUAGCCAUCUGUAACCCACUACAUUACACCAGCAUCAUGGACUACUGGGGUUGCUUACAACUAGCUGGCGCCUCUUGGAUGGCUGGAUUCCUGGCACCUGUCCUUCUCAUGGUCCUCAUUUUUCGGUUAACAUUCUGUGCUGCCAAUGAAAUUGAUCACUUCUUCUGUGAUUUGAAGCCCAUCAUCAAGCUUGCCUGCACUGAUACACAAAUAGCUGAGACGACAUCCUUUAUAUGCACCUCUUUAUUUGCCCUUGGCCCCUUCCUACUCACCUUGGCUUCUUACAUUCAUAUUAUCACCACUAUUAUGAGGAUCCCCUCUACCACGGGAAAACAACGAGCCUUUUCUACCUGCUCUUCUCACCUGACAGUUGUCACACUAUAUUAUGGGACCCUGGGCAUAGUCUAUGGUUUUCCAUCAAGGCCUCAUUAUGAAGACCUAUUGAAGUUACUUUCCCUUCUGUAUACAGUGCUUACCCCUGCCCUAAAUCCUAUCAUUUACACUUUAAGGAAUAAGGAUGUAAAGGUAGCUUUGAGAAAAAUGUUGCAAUAA
Messenger RNA from Elephantulus edwardii (Cape elephant shrew), 906 nucleotides. RefSeq names its product olfactory receptor 10A4-like. Gene Ontology annotation, biological process: G protein-coupled receptor signaling pathway. Gene Ontology annotation, cellular component: membrane. The transcript has a single exon. The record is from RefSeq and is a predicted model, not a curated record. NCBI's taxonomy places the organism in Eukaryota, Metazoa, Chordata, Mammalia, Macroscelidea, Macroscelididae. The coding region runs from base 1 to 906 and encodes 301 amino acids. Gene Ontology annotation, molecular function: olfactory receptor activity; G protein-coupled receptor activity.